UGGUGCUGGAUCUCAAUGUCGAGUCGCCGGCGGACUCCGGCACGUCCAGCUCGUCCGUGCUCAACUCCGCGGACGCCGGCGGCUUCCGGUUCGGCCUGCUCGGGAGCCCCGAUGACGACGACUGGUCCGGCGAGCCGGCGCCGGCCGCGUCCGGGUUCGUGACGAGGCAGCUCUUCCCCGCGUCGCCGCCCGCGCCCGGGAUGAUGAUGGGGCAGCAGGCCCCGGCGCCGCCGAUGGCCCCCGUGUGGCAGCCGCGCCGCGCCGAGGAGCUGGUCGCGGCGCAGCGGGUGGCGCCCGCGAAGAAGACGCGGCGCGGGCCGAGGUCGCGGAGCUCGCAGUACAGUGGUAGUCAGUGCGCCGGAUAAUAUAUGGGUGGUUUGUCCGAUGGUUGAUAUCCUGUGGGUGGUGGUGGUGCUUUUUGCCAGAUGAGGAACUGGACCAAGGAGGAGUUCGUGCACAUCCUCCGCCGCCAGAGCACGGGGUUCGCCAGGGGGAGCUCCAAGUACCGCGGCGUCACGCUCCACAAGUGCGGCCGCUGGGAGGCAAGGAUGGGCCAGCUGCUCGGCAAGAAGUGCAGGUGCAGGAGAGGCCGAUGGAGGCAAGGCCCCCUGAGCCGCCGUCGUGCUUCCCCGGCUGGGGGUGGCAAGCGCAAGCCACGCCGCCGGGCUCCUCCCACUCGCCGUUGCUUUACGCUGCAGCAUCAUCAGGAUUCUCUACCGCCGCCGGCGCGCACCCCGCCCCGCCGCCGCCGUCGUACCCGGAUCACCACCGGUUCUACUUCCCCCGCCCGCCGGACAACUAGCUCUCUCUCUCUCUCUCUGCUUGCUCGGCCACGGACGGUGGCCGACGCGCGUGUGUGUUGGAGGUGCUCGCGCCUCAUCGGUAGCCGUUGUUGUGAAUUAAUCGGAGUGUGACUGGCCCAGGCUGGUUCCUCUCCGCGUCGCCGUGAUCAGGAUCACGAGCAUCGUGGCUGCUCGUUAUUCGAUUCUCAUGUAUCCAUUGCUCAAGUUUCCCAAACAGACUCUUGAAAAAACUUGGAAAUUGUUGAUGGCAAGUUCAUGCAUGCAUGGGUCACAUUGCGCCCUUGCCGAAGAGCGACGUCUGUUGUUUUACCGUUGGUGCGUUAACCGUUGGGCUUUUCUGACCGAGGACGAGCGGUGAUUGACAGGUGGGGCCUACGCGGACGCGACGGGUGGGCAGUGAGGAGGCAGCGAGCGACUGGGUGAGGUGAGGUGAGGUGAGUAGGCCGGGGUAGGCGGUCAGUGAUUGUUCGUUGCCAUCCUCCAUUCGGGGAGCGACCUCCGAUUGAUGGGCCGUAACCGCAGCUGGAGUCGUGUCACUUUUAGCCAAUCCCCUUCAUUAUUUUUUUCCCUUUUCCCUUCCUCUUCACUUCAAUCCCGCACAGUGAAGUGAAAGCCUUUGAGGCUGUUCGGGUGUGCCCUUGUGGCGCUAGCCAGCUAUCUUUGCCACCCACCCACCCAUCCAACCAUCCAUCCACAAUAGCAAAGCUAGUAGUACUGGUACUGUGCCAGUAGUACGCUGUAGCGCGUGGGGGCGCUCUCGCUCUGGCUGGCCGUGCAGCACACUACCUACAGUGGAGCAGAGCAGUAGCCCAGCCGGAGCGGCUUCUCGUCCGUUGCCCCCAAUGGCGCCGCGCCGUGUGUGCAGCCGCGCCAGAGCAUGCAUGCGUCACUCCCUCCGCGGCGCUGCUGCAUGCACAGAGCGAUCCCCACCCUCCUUUGGCGACUCGUGCGUCGCCUCGGUCGCCGCGAACUGCACUGCACACUCUGCAGCUCAGCUCAGCUCCUACCUCUGCAACACAACAUAGGUGGUGCCUGUGCUUGAGUGGACAAAAUUACUGUUAUGACCUCUCUGGCUAACAAAAUCCCGAUUUGACCUCGCUUUGGAAAAAAAUUCAUUUCUGACCUUUUUAGGUGACGCCAACAUCCCUGGCGUCUGGGUUGCGAAGCAGACGCCACAAACCCUGGCGUCUGGCCCCUGGCCCGCACUGCCCGCCUGCCCGUUGACCCGCUGACGUGGCAAAGGGACCAGACGCCAAGGACCCUGGCGUCUGGCCCUGGUAGGUUUACACCACGCGCGGGCCCAGCCCACCCAUCCCCAACCUCUCCCUGGCGGCGGCCGAACGCAAGAACAGAGGAAACUUUUCUCUCGCCCCUCUUCUCCCUCACACCAAAUCCCCCCUUGAUCUACUCCAUCCUCCACCCAAAUUUGUGGAUCUGAGGCCCCCAAACAUCCUUGAGGUAUUCUCCUCCAUUCCCUCCAAUUUGUUUUGAUUAGAACAUCUCUUUUUGGUUGCAUUAUUCAUCAUUGGGAGAUGUUAGAUGAGUACUUGUUGUUUUUGUUUUAGUAAAUUUUGUGUAGUUGUUAGAUGGUAUAGUUGAUUUGUAGAUAGUAGAUGAUGUGUUGUUGAAUAUGUAUGCAAUUUGAAAUUGUUUGGUUCAUAUGUAGAUUAUCCUAUUGGCUUUUUUUUUUGCAAAAGAGAUGAUGAAAUUGAUGGUUGUAUGUGACAUGAUUUGUUCCACAGAUUGGAUUGUAUAAAUUAGAUGUUAUGUAUUUGCAUAUGUUUUUAAUAUUAGUGUUUUAAGGGAGAGAGAGAUGUUGCAUAUGAUAAAAUUGUGCAUAUGGUUAUGUGACACCAUAUUGUUUGAGAAUUUUAUUUGAUUGAAAGAUGAUGUGCGUAUAUUUGAGAAGAUGAUGUAUGCAUGUGCUAGUAAAUUAGCUAUAUGUUGAAUAUAUAGAUGGCAUAAUAUUUGUUUGAAUCUGAAAAGACUACUUUGGCAAGCAAAUAUAUUUACAAAAAAUAUUAUAUGUGUGAAGUGGUAUGACAAUAUAGUUGAAUAUAUAGAUGGCAAAGUUUUUUUUGCAAAGAGAUGAUGAAAUUUGAUGAUUGUGUGUGCCAUGAUUUGUUCAAUAGAAUGGCGGAUGAUGAUUAUGAAUUUUAUUUGAUGGUGAAAUUUGGUACUCUAGAUGAUAUGUGUGCAUAUGUAGAAGAAAGAAAUGAUGUGGUUAUGUGUGAGAAGAAUGGUGUUUUUAUAUGGCAUAACUUGAAGAAGGAAAUAGUAUUGUUUGAUAUUGUUCAUGUAUUCAUAGAUGUUUGUGAUUUUUUUUUUCUAGGAUGGCGGAUGAUGAUGGAUCUUGGUAUGACGGAUUAAUCGAUGAGUGGGAUAAGGAGCAUCGUGCUCGUGCCAUUGAGAAGGGAGAUCUUGUAGUUGCUAUGCGCAUGAGGGGUCAUUCCGCUGAUGACUUUACUUACGACCCGCGGUACGAGCCUUACGUUCGGAGAUUGGGUCUUCUCCCAUUCGUGUUGCAGUUUAAGCGACGCGCUCCGCCGGUGAACCACGCAGCGCUGACCGCACUUGUGGAUCGUUGGAGGCCGGAGACUCACUCGUUCCACCUUCCAUGUGGGGAGAUGACGAUGACCCUACAGGACAUGGCUAUGAUAAGCGGCCUUCCUAUCAACGGACAAGCUGUUACCGGUCGUGUGAGCGUUGGUAAUUGGCGAGAACGGACUGGCAUUUUAAUUGGUGUUGAGCCCGACGGCCCUCAGGAAGGCAAGGCCGAUACCGCAAGAGUGAGGCAUUCCUGGCUAAAACUGGUCAGAGGAAACACCAAUCCGUGCCCUCAGGGUGCCAAUGAUGUGGUUGUGCAGCAGUACACGCGGGCCUAUCUUUGGUAUGUACUAACCAAGGUAGUCUUCUCAGAUGCAACAGGGAACUCAGCCCUCUGGAUGUUCUUGGAGCUACUCAAUAACUGGGAUACCCAGUAUAGCUGGGGUUCGGCCGCACUAGCAUAUUUGUAUCGCCAGCUUGACUUGGCGUGUCGGAGGAAGGGAGAUACAUCCUCAUUGUCUGGGUUUGUUUGGAGUCUAUCCGUGUGGAUGUGGGAGAGGAUCCCGGUAGGACGGCCCGAUUUCAAGAACCCCCUCAUGGCAAACCCACGGGGUAAUCAUGACGGGUUGCAUGAUGAUGAUCCCUAUCGGCGCCCUACGCUUGCUUACUAUUGGGAACAAGUGACGGUCUACACAGGAAGCUCGCAUGUGCGAUACAAGUGCUAUAUGAACGAGCUGGACACCUUGACUGCUGAGCAGGUAUAUUGGUUGCCUUAUGUGGAAGAUCGUGACUUUGAUCUUAAUGAGAUGUGCACGCGUGAUAGCCAUCUUUGGCGGGCGAGGUGCCCAAUGAUAUGCUUCUUCGCAGUUGAGUGGCACUUUGUAGACCGUGUGGCAAGACAAUUUGGAAGAAGACAAGGUAUUCCAAUUGAGGAGAGCAAGGAGGAAAUUCUAUCUCUGCAUCGGUUCGAUCGAAGGAACAAUCAGGAUAUAUCGGAUUGGGCAAACAAACACCGUGCGUGGAUAGAAAUUUGGAAUCAAAGAGACACGUUAGUGCAAUCAGAGAAUAGACCUCACAAUCAGUCAGCAUAUCAGAAGUACCAAGUGUGGUAUGCGGAUCGUUACCGGUUAAAGCUGAAGCCUGGUUGGACUCAUGAGGAGUGGUCGGAGUUGGUGUCUGAAGACCCGGAGACUGCACAAGGUUAUCAAACCUUCAACAUGGCUGUGAGAGACACCAGAGGGGCUCACGUUGACUAUGCACCGAUGCAUGAUGAAAUGGGCAGAGAGUUGCUUCUGUGCGUCAACGAUGCCAAUGUUGCACUGAGUCAUCCACCUGGUGGUGCAUUAUCUGAGAGGACUCUUAGGAGCACGAUGGAGAAGUUCAAGAAGCUGUUUCAUAAGAUGGCAGCAAUGCUUUCUUGCCAUGGUGCUCAGUCCAGUGACGUGUAUGCACCUGGUAGCCGCGCCACCACAGCUAAUAGACGGCGUUAUCUACAGAACAAUGAGGACAUGGAGGAGGAGUUCCAUGAAGAGGAGCCAUCACAUCAAGAGGAGCCAACACAUCAUGAGGAGCAUGAGUAUGAUGCAACACAUGAAUAGGAUCAUGAGUAUGAUGUUGAUGCUCCACAACCAUCACAGGCUACACAACCAACACAAGGCAAUGCUCCACAACCAUCUAGGAAAGGCAAAGCCAUAGCUAAGAGACCGGGCAAGAAAGGUAGAAAGAAGACAUGGAACACACAAUUCCAUAGUCCGGAGUAUCCUCAUAAGCUUAUUCCAAUAGGAAUGCAAAGAUAUAAGGCCAACACUGAGGCGGAGAAGGAGGCAUACAACGAAGAGGAGGAGGACGAGACUAGCGAAGAGGAGGAGCCUACACUUGCAACCAUGGUGAAGAGAGGAAGGAGGAAGUGAGCUUCUUGUUCCGGUUUGGCCCGCUCCAGCGAGGGAGAGGCGAUGACGGUGGCGCGCAUUUGGUGUCUUAUGUGCUAUCUUCUGUGUUCUAUGAACCUGUCAUACUAUUAUGAAUUCUGUGAACCUGUGUAUGCAAGAAGUGAGCUUGUUGUAGUUUGUUUCAAUGAGCUUGUUCUAGUUUGUUUCGAUGAACUUGGUGUAGUCUCUUUCCAUGAACUCGUUUAA
Messenger RNA from Triticum aestivum (bread wheat), 5485 nucleotides. RefSeq names its product serine/threonine-protein phosphatase 7 long form homolog. The transcript has 8 exons. Gene Ontology annotation, biological process: meristem development; meristem maintenance. The coding region runs from base 3137 to 4948 and encodes 603 amino acids. The record is from RefSeq and is a predicted model, not a curated record. NCBI's taxonomy places the organism in Eukaryota, Viridiplantae, Streptophyta, Magnoliopsida, Poales, Poaceae.